This is a messenger RNA of Thalassophryne amazonica, 883 nucleotides long. It is a transcript of the gene cby1, whose product is annotated as chibby homolog 1 (Drosophila). Bases 193 to 570 code for a protein of 125 amino acids. The transcript is spliced from 5 exons. The record is from RefSeq and is a predicted model, not a curated record. Lineage: Eukaryota; Metazoa; Chordata; Actinopteri; Batrachoidiformes; Batrachoididae.
UCACACUUGCGCAGGACAAAGCUUUGGUUUCCUUGGGGAUAAAGAAACUCAAAAGACAUGUUUGAAUAAUCAGCCUGUAAGAAGCUAAAUUAUAUAUGUAAACGAUAUGUUUCCAGCGGCGCGGCAAUGAUUAAUCAUCUGCGAGACAGCCUGCGGUUUCAUUUGUCAGGCCCUUAAAUACUAUCAGUGAAAAUGCCGCUAUUUGGAAACACUUUCAGCCCAAAGAAGACUCCUCCACGUAAAUGUGCUUCACUGUCGAGCCUUCACACCUUGGAUCGUUCACUGAGGGAAGUGGAGUUGGGCCUUGAGUGUGGACCUCCUGUUAUGAAAAUUGAGGGCCAAAGCUGGAAAUUUGACGGAGGACAUUGGACAACAGAAUCUGGAGGAACUGUAUCUAAUAAGGAAAUGCAGAGACUGAAGAAAAAAAAUGAACAGCUUCAAGAGGAGAACAACCUGCUGAAACUAAAGAUUGAAAUUCUCAUGGACAUGCUGACAGAGAUGGCAGUAGAUUAUCACACGAUGGAGAACGAAGUAGAGGAAAUAAAGAAUCAACAUCGAAGGAACAAAUAACAAAUCUGCUCUGAUGCAAAUGUUGUCAAAUUGUUUUUGUAUUCAUAAAUAGUUUGGAGCAAGUUGUCAAAACUUCAUUUCAUUAUUUGCUCAUAUGUGCAGAGAAUUGUAGCAGUGUACAAUUUUUUUUUUUGGGGGGGGGGGCAUCCUUUUUCACAAAAAUGUAGUGUUUGUAUCAUAAAGGUUUUUCUUUCAGUGGACCAACUGAAAAUCAAAUUUGAACACUUCAAACAUUCCCAUUUAAAAAAAAAAAAAAAAUCUGAGAUUUGCUUUUGUAUUAAUCCAUUAUUAUAUUAGGACCCCCCCCCCCCCC